Drosophila suzukii is the source of this 1636-nucleotide messenger RNA. NCBI's taxonomy places the organism in Eukaryota, Metazoa, Arthropoda, Insecta, Diptera, Drosophilidae. The record is from RefSeq and is a predicted model, not a curated record.
GUAUUACAGCCAGUAACGAGUUGAAUGUGGCUCAAAACGCUUCGGUGAACGCUGACCAAUAACGUUAAAAAUUGCACAACGGUUAAAAAUAACAUAGUUUUUGGUGUAAAAAUUACAUAAAUAAAUACAAAUAUUUUGUGUCCGGAUAUGCUUAGUAGAAACGUGUGGAAAAACUAAAAAGGAAAUCUAGGAAAAAUGCCGUGAAACUUGGCCAAGAUAAACUCGUUUGCACCAAUACACAUGUGAAUAGGCAUACAGGCAACAACAAAUACUCAGACUCCAGAAGCCAACAAUUAAAAGAGAAGUCAGUAAGCGUCUGGGCCGCGUUAUUAGUGUAUGAAUCAUACUUUGGAUACGUUUAAAAAUAGCAAAACAAAAAGGAAGCGCUGCUUAUGUAAACUGCGCUCAACCAUUGCUGAAAUAUCGAAAAAAGUUUAAUAUUAGAAAGACCUCACACAUAAAAUACCUCAAAUGUCGGCCAGAAAAAUGGGCGCCUUGUCGCUUUCCGUUGGCGGAAUACCGUUGAUACCAAGCUUUUCUUUGGUAGCAGCGGCCAAUGGAGGCAGUAGGGAUUGCCACGGAGUGGUUUGCCAUCCGGUGAAUGAAUUUUGCUAUGUUGCAACGGAGAACUGUCACCCUUGCACGGCGGUCUGUAAUAAUCAAACCCACAACUACGAUGCGACAUUGUGCCUCAAGGAAUGCUCAGCUUACAAUACAUUCGAGCCGCUUAAGGCAGAGAUGUUGAACAUCCAGAAUACCCAACGAUUGAUCAUUUGGCUGCUGACCAUCGUACUCAUCCUAAUCGCCUUUCGCUGUGCCUUCCAAUUCUUUCGAUGGAUGAUAGGCAAUUGGUGCUUCCAGAAGCUGAUGCGCCGUCUGCAAAAAAAGGCCUAUCCUCAUCCAGUGACGGAGAAUGGAAAGGACCUCAAUGCCACCACCAUCCAGAACCUGAAUGCCAUCAACCGCCAUGGCAGCGACCUUGAGAGGGCGCAAUCGCAAAUCUACAGUGUGGCAGGUGUCGCCGAGGGUUCCGUUGUGACCAUGACAACGCCGGUAAGCACUCGCUAUCCGGCGGAAAAUAGUACAACGCCCACUACGGUUAUGACUGAAAUCGGCUAUGGAUACGAUAAUCAGGCCAUGGUCGUAACGCCGAUUUCCGAGAAACCCACACCGGCGACAGCUCCCGUCGCUUUCUAAAGCCAUCUAAAUACUUAAAAAUAACUCUUGAACCUAAAUCAGUCCAGCAAAAGCAAAAUGUGCACCACAUUGAAACUAGUGAUAUUCUUGUAACUUGUUAAGCAAAUUUUUAGAGUAAAUUUUAUGCAGAAACAAAUUUAUAUAAUUUGUUUAUAAUUUUACGUUUUAGCUUAUACGUAUACCAUUGCGGCCUGAAAUACUUAAAUGAAUACAAACUGUAUAAAAUGCACUACUAAUUUAAGUUAAUAUUAAAUUCGAAUUUUACAUAAAGGAAUCAGACAAGUUUCAUCAAUGACUAUGUGUGUAUUGUAUUCAAUUCAUAGUAUUGAAUGAAACGAAGUCACACUUAGUACUUUAACUUCCAAUUUAUAUAUAUAUAGUUUUCCAGUUUCCUUAAAAUAAACUAAAAUAUUACAUCACAAUAUAUUAUUUGAUAGAA